Molecule: messenger RNA, 760 nt
Organism: Carassius auratus (goldfish)
Lineage: Eukaryota; Metazoa; Chordata; Actinopteri; Cypriniformes; Cyprinidae
Product: ubiquitin carboxyl-terminal hydrolase MINDY-3-like
Exons: 4
Coding region: 109-333 (74 amino acids)
Source: RefSeq, a predicted model, not a curated record
UGGCUUUGGUUGGCCCAUGAGUCUCCUUCAGAGCCGGCCAGAAGAGUCUUCCAGACCUUUGACCCGGAAGAUAAUGGGUUCAUUCCAGACACACUGCUUGAAGAUGUUAUGAAAGCAUUGGAUCUUGUCUCCGAGCCAGACUAUGUGAAUCUGAUGAAGAGUAAGCUGGAUCCAGAGGGGUUGGGUGUUAUUCUUGUAGGUCAGUUUCUACAGGAGUUCUUCCCUGAUCAGGAUUCUGUGAUCCCAAACUCAUUUCCUGUGUAUCACUAUAAUGGCCUGAAGCAGUCCAACCAUAAUGAGAAGGUAAGAUACAAACUCAUGCUCAUUUUGUAAUGCCCACGCAUGCAAGCACACUUUAAUAGCACAUAUUGCCCCUACUGGGAUGAACACCCUGGUGGGUCGGUCUUAUCCUGUCUGAUCCCUGGGAUGUGGAGUCUGUGAGCCACCACGACCUAUGGGCCCACACGACUACGAUCUCUCAGACUAGCCAUUCAAGUCUUUUCCAUGAGUGUUGACAGCUAUCAAGACUGGGAAGAGUACAUCGAAGCUGUUUCGCUGGACUAAUGCCUCAGGCUCUCUGUUCUCUCUUUAUUUGAUUUUGUGUUUAUAAAAAGUCAAACUGAGAAACACGAUUUGCAUAAUUUAAAAGACACAGGUUCAAAUGCAUUUUAGUGUAAUAUUUCCAAUUUGACUUGGUGGUUUCUCAAUGUUAAUUUGGCAAAACCUGAUGAAAUUUAUAAAUAUGCUUUAAAAAGGAAGA